Messenger RNA from Branchiostoma belcheri (Belcher's lancelet), 2139 nucleotides. Its product is annotated as sushi, von Willebrand factor type A, EGF and pentraxin domain-containing protein 1-like. The record is from RefSeq and is a predicted model, not a curated record. The transcript is spliced from 9 exons. Gene Ontology annotation, molecular function: calcium ion binding. NCBI's taxonomy places the organism in Eukaryota, Metazoa, Chordata, Leptocardii, Amphioxiformes, Branchiostomatidae. The coding region runs from base 1 to 1659 and encodes 552 amino acids.
AUGGUGGCCAAUUUCAGCUUGUCCUUCUCCCAGAUCCCACCUCCACUAGCCACCACCUGUCCUUACCCAGUAGACCUGGUUUUCCUCCUUGACAGCUCAGAGAGUUUCAGGACACUCGGUUUCGAGGACGCGAAGACGUUUGUCCAGAAUGUAGUCAACUAUUUUACACUUGGUGAAAACGACAAGAGGGUCGGUGUUGUUACGUACAGCAACGAAGACGAGCAGGUUACCCGUAUUAAACUAAAUAACAAUUACACCAGAGUCGAGCUCUUCAAUGAAAUUCGCAACAUUCCGUACGACAGAGGCCAUACCUUUACAGGACUUGGUCUCGAUCACGUGCGUAACUAUUCUUUCCUCGAAGAAAACGGCCGACGGAAUAGUACUCUUGACUUUUUGAUCCUAUUAACCGACGAUGAAUCUGAGGACGACGUCAGCGGCCCGGCACAGCUGCUACGCGACAUGGGCGUCUUUGUGUUUGCUGUGGGCGUUGGCGAGGAAAGCGACGUUAGUCAGGCUACUCUAGUGACUAUUGCUGGAGAUCCGCGCAGGGUGUUCAGACUGACGGACCACGAUUUCCUGGAGCAAGACGCGCCCACCCAAUGUCCGACUUUGACGGCCCCAGCUAACGGAGCGCUCAGUACCACAGCGACCUCCUACCUGACCGUGGUCACCUUCACCUGUAACCCGGGAUACGUACUGACCGGCGCUGCUAAUACGACGUGCCAAGCUGACAUAACAUGGAGUAAUCCUGUUCCAACAUGCACACUGGUUCAAUGUCCGGUUCGGGCGGCCCCAGCUAACGGAGCGGUGAGUCCUACCGGAGCGAACUUCUACCUGACCGUGGUCACCUUCACCUGUAACAUUGGAUACACACUGAACGGCGCUGCUGCUGCGACGUGCCAAUCUGACGGAACAUGGAGCAAUCCUGUACCAACAUGCCAAGUUGUACAAUGUCCGGCUCGGGCGGCCCCAGCUAACGGAGCGGUGACUCCUACCGGAGCGGUCUCCUACCCGAACGGUGCCACCUUCACCUGUAACUCAGGAUACACACUGGGCGGCGUUGCUACUCCGACAUGCCGAGCUGACGGGACAUGGAGUCAUCCUGUUCCAACAUGCACACAGGUCCAAUGUCCACCUUUGACGGCCCCAGCUAACGGAGCGCUCAGUACGACAGCAAGGAAUUACAAUACCGUGGUCACCUUCACCUGUAACACGGGAUACAACAGGAAUGGCGCUACUUCUGCGACCUGCCAAGCUGACGGAACAUGGAGUAAUCCUGUUCCAACAUGUAGAGAUAUUAACGACUGUAUUCCCAACCCGUGUAAAAAUGGCGGAACUUGCACCGAUCUGGUCAAUGACUUUCAGUGUUCAUGUUCGGCUGGCUAUAGUGGAGAUACUUGUCAGUCAGCAGAAGAUGUGUACGAAAGCGUCAGGACUCCAGGAAGGGCGGCGUCCCAGCGAUCCGGAACCGGAAGUGACGCGUACUACUCCUAUCCCAUGGUGCCCCGGCCGCUUCCCCCUCCCCUUCCCAGCCAGCCUCGCGGCCAUUACCAGAACCUGAGACCAGCGGUGUACCAGGGUCUACAGACGGACAGGGGUGCAUCACUUCCACCUCAGAACAACAAGGGACGAAAAGAGAUCUCGCAUAAUUUUACGUAGUUUCUGAUAUCACUUUCUGAUUGCUUGUUCCAAAUAUGUUUAAUAUAUUUCACUCUACAUAGGUUUAUCAUACUCAUAUACAGUACUAAGUCACUGAGUAGGGCUACCCUGGUUAAAGAACACAGAAGAUAAAAAAAAAUUGCCUAAUACCGAGAUUUCUAUCAAUAGUUGUAAAUAAUAAACAGCACGUUGACAUGUUCAAUCCAUGCUUUGUACACAUGGGCCAAUAUCUAAAAAUGACCUAAAAGGCUACAAAUUUUCACAUUAGCUGUUAGGUAUAUUCGCAUUCCAUACUAUGCAUUUUUUUAAAAAGUACUUAGUGUCAUUGUAUGUUUAGUUAAUAUCUCACACGAUUGCUAAACCAAUAUGGUUUCCAGACAGUAUUCAGUGUCUUAGAUGCGAAUUUUACGAGAAUAUUUCGUAAAAUAACAUCGUUGACUAUUGUAUAUCCGCAUGAUCGAAUUUUUUAUGAGGGUUCUC